This is a messenger RNA of Brienomyrus brachyistius, 3825 nucleotides long. RefSeq names its product maturin, neural progenitor differentiation regulator homolog (Xenopus) (gene mturn). NCBI's taxonomy places the organism in Eukaryota, Metazoa, Chordata, Actinopteri, Osteoglossiformes, Mormyridae. Bases 249 to 650 code for a protein of 133 amino acids. Gene Ontology annotation, cellular component: cytoplasm. The record is from RefSeq and is a predicted model, not a curated record. The transcript is spliced from 3 exons. Gene Ontology annotation, biological process: regulation of signaling; positive regulation of megakaryocyte differentiation.
CCCGAUCCCCGGCGCGGCGCAUCCUUUCCUCUUCCUUGCGGACGGAGCUGGACGGGAGCAACACGCCGUAUACAGAUGAACGUGAGACAUUGACGGCCGCUCGCUGUUCUUUUUUUUCUCAUGCAUGAUGCUGACGGAUUGCUAGGAGCCCGGGGGAGCGCCGUCAGCCGUUCGUGUAUCGAUCAUCACUGAGCGAGGAGGAUAAGUCCCGGUGCGGCCACCCAGGUGAGCGAAACAGCUGGCCAAGGAUGGAGUUCAAGCAGCUGGUUGACACGGCGGAGAAGUGGUGCGCGGGCAACCCCUUCGAUCUCAUAUUCGCGGAAGAGUUCGACGAGAGACGCCUGGAUUUCUAUGCCGAACCGGGAAUCUCCUUCUAUGUCCUUUGCCCGGAUAAUGUGAAUGGCGGCGCCGACAAUUUUCACGUGUGGAGUGAGAGCGAGGAUUGCCUGCCCUUCCUGCAACUGGCCCAGGAUUACAUUUCCUCCUGUGGGAAGAAAACCCUGUUGGAGAUCCUGGACAAGGUCCUCAGAUCCUUCAGGCCGCUCCUGGGCUUACCGGACAUGGAAGACGACGCCUUUGAGGAGUAUCACGCCGACGUGGAGGAGGAGCCAGAAGCUGAUCACCCGCAGAUGGGUGUUAGCCAGCAGUAACCAUAUCCGUGCAGGGCUGGGUGGAGGCAGAAUGCCUCAGGCCCCGCCCCCAUCUCCCCCCCACUCACAUUCUCACCCAUACAGACAUAGAACAGACCCAAAGGCCCUAAUAUGCUUCAGUUCCUUGAGUUCUUCACUCCAUUUAUAAUUCACUCUGUCCUUUGCUGGGAUUUCGGAGGAACAAUGGAUGCAGCUCCCAUUAUUCCCAUCAACUGGUCACAUGUCGUGGUGUUGGCAGAGGCUGACGGCUGAUUGGAUGCUUGUCCUGCAUGUGACUCACAGAUCCAUUCAGCUGCUUGUUCUGGUUCUAGAACAUUCAGCUGUUUGGGUGUGAACAGCCGAGUGCUGGAAUAUGAUUUUGCGGCAUUCAGUUUGUCUGGCUGGGCUUGUCGAACCGAACAGCUGAAAAACACUUUGAGUUGUAUCGAAUUAAAUAAUAUGUCGAGAAACUGAAUAACUAAGAUAUUAUUUGGUGGCUGCUGGCCUUUUGUUACCUGCAGAGAGAGAUGCAUGAGAUGAAUGGCAUCCUUCCAGUUCUCCCUGUACAUCACUUCCUGUUCUGCUUUGUAGAUGUAGUGCUCUGGAGUUCUUCUCCACAGUGCCAUGGCUUUUCUGAUGCCGUGUCAUCAGCGGACCUCCCGCCUAGAUUCAGGUGUCCAUCUUGGGCACCCACCCUUUGGGGCAGGUGGAGGGAAGAAGGUAUUUAUUUGGUCAUUCAGUUAGUGACUCGUCACUUUCAGGAGCCCACGCCUGGGAUUCCGCCAGGGCCCCAGCGUAUCUGUACCGGCGGAUGCUCGUGGAGCCCGGAGGUGAGCUCCGUGGCCCCCUUCAGGAAGAUUCAGGAAUUAUCCAGCUGCGCUUCUCGCUCCGCUUUCAUCUCAUUCCGCCGUUCUUUUGACUCAUGAUCAAAAACUCCAGAUUCAGAGCACUUGCUAUCAGAAUUUUAAUCAGUGUGAGAGCAGAAAACGAUCUGUAGAGGUUACUGUCAUUUGACUUUGUAAUGAGAGACCCGCCGGGGGUUGGGGGGGGGUCCUGGUUACGUGGAUCAGUGUCAUGCUUCUGCACAACUUCACUGCAAUAAACCCCUAGGGCUGGUCCCCACCCCCUGCGGAUGCUGACGUGCCGCAGCACGCCUCGGUACAAGCCUGUCUGCAUUCCUGGACACUCAUACUUCUUGCGCCUGGCCACCUUGUACUUUGAUGCCAGGCCUGAGGUGGCGCUGUAGAGCAAAGUGUCUUAGGUUUAUGAUGUGUGACAUGGCUGUUUUAUUGAGAAUUACUAUUUUGCCAAAAUUAAUCAUGCAUUUUAUGCUUAGAUUAUGCAAGGACAUGGACAGGUAUAUGGCGUUGGAGUUACUAUUUUUUUGUGCAGUCUUAGGAGUCUUAAUCCCGUAACGAGGAAUUCUUGAGUCCCUCAUUGAGCCCUUCUUCAGAUCCAGUAGCCACGGUUGUUUUCAGUCUGUCCAAAGAGGGUAGAAAAGAUGUUCACAUGCAACCUUUAGUCUGAUCUCCUUUCUGACUUUCUGCUUAACCUUCUCCCCCGGCUAAUUAUUGAUUAUAUUAAUUAUUACACUGACAUCACAGAACGGACCAUCCACAUUAUUUCGAAUGUGCUUGGCUUUUCUAAUGAAAAUUAUACCACAACUGCCGCUUGCUCUGUGGCACGUCCUCAGCAGGUGGAAACCAGCCCUUGGAGUCCGGCAGCUACAUGAGUGGACCUGAAAUCUGACCUUUGACCCCAUCUGCAGGCUGAGAGCCUAGCACUCGGCACUGGGGGUACGUGCGGAGUAGAUCUCACAUGUUAGUGAGUUAGUGAGUUGUGGGAAUGACCAGGAACAACAGCAGAUGGCAUUGAGGUUAAGGAUGCAGAUGUAACCAAAAGGCUACCGGUAGAAAUCAGUAGAAUAUCCAGCUGGCUGCAAUAAAACUGUAAGGAAACAAGAAUAACUGCUGCACAUAUGCAAGCUGGGUCUGGUGGUCGGUCCAUCUGUCUGUGAUUUGGCAGAACAUUCCGGUUCACGGGGGCUGUGCCCUGCCACUGCAUUACUCUGUUAUUCCAUUUAUAGGUUAAGCCACGGUUCAUUGUUUCGUCAAUCGAUGAAAUACCCCGGGCUUCUAUAUUUUUGUUUUGGCUGGAAAUUAGGCCACACCCCUCCCUGCAUUUUCAAAAGCUCCUCCAAGGUCAGGACACUGACACUCGAGCACCGAAGAGCUGUGCCUUCAUUGUUCCUCUGAAUAUACCCAGGGGUGAAGGACUGAGUCGCUUUGCAAUAGUCGUUAACAAAGAAAAACACGAUUUCCAGCAUUCACACGAUGUCAGUUUUUCUUUUUGAUGUGCCACAGAAGAACUGCUGCGAGAGGAUAACACGUGCGAGUUCAGCCUUAACAGAUAAACCAGUUUAAAAAAAGAAGCAAGGCUUCGUUGUCAGAGUAUUUUUUCUUCACUUAUCGACUUGAAUGCCACUGUACACAGACGCGCACUGUGGAGGCAGACAGAUUCCUCUUCCUGGAGGUCGCUAGGUACUCACACCAUACAUCAGUCAAUCUUCCAUACAAUAAAUACACUUCAGCUGCUGAGAAAAGUUCCCGGGAAUGUCGCAGUGAUGGCAGGGCGAUGCCACUAGACUGUCACUUGUUAUCUGGGACUCCGUGUCACCUACCUGACCUCGUCACUUGUUAUCGCUUAAGUCCUAGGGUCCUAACCCUAACCCCGCCCCAUUUCCCUCAGCUCAGAUCGUCUUCCCUGUCACGCCCGCUGCACUGCACACCAGAGGCGCACCAGAUCCGCUGAAAUCUGCCACGAUUUCUCUCCGAGCUGCUGCCGCUGCUACCCUUUUUUAUUUCUCCUUUGGUUUCCGACUUUUGCCGUCGGACUUCUCGGGAGACGCCGCCGCUCUUGAGUGAGGCGUCUCCCCGCGGCUUUUGAGAACCUGAACAGCACUAGGGCUCAUCUGUGCGAUUCCACCUGCGUUCGCUUCCUCGGACGUUUCUGUUUCUUCGUUUGUUUGUUUUUCCUUGUGCAUUUUGUUUUCUACGACAGUGUGAAUCUCAAGUUUAAAAUACAUGUUGGAAAAAAAUGUUCAGUUUCUGUGUGUGUGUGUGUGUGUGUGUGUUUUGAGGAGGACUUCCUUGCUUUGAUUAGGCUGAAGCUUGAAUUAAAUCAGCACUGCAAUCCG